This is a messenger RNA of Dioszegia hungarica, 345 nucleotides long. RefSeq lists its product as uncharacterized. The transcript has 4 exons. The record is from RefSeq and is a predicted model, not a curated record. Lineage: Eukaryota; Fungi; Basidiomycota; Tremellomycetes; Tremellales; Bulleribasidiaceae. The coding region runs from base 1 to 345 and encodes 114 amino acids.
AUGAAUCCCGCAAAAUCAGUGGCGUACGGCUGGGGUGCAUUGAUAGUAGCCACAGGAUUCGGCUACUACUUCACUAAGCAAGUGACGAACGCACGGCGGAAAGAGAAGCUAUUGAGCAAGCGGGCGAGUGAGAGCCCCUCGAAUUGGGAAGAGAAGGUGGCGAGAUCACAAGGAUCAGGAUCAGGAUCAGGAUCAGGUGCUGCGGCUGCUGGCGCCCCACCACCCGAUCAGACUUCGAUACCUACUACAUUUGCGGGCGGACCGGCGACGCCAACGAUGCAGUCGGCGCCAACGGGGGUGGAUACGCCAAAUGGGUCAGGUAGCGGGCAGCAACAUAAUAGAUGA